Messenger RNA from Truncatella angustata, 7179 nucleotides. RefSeq lists its product as uncharacterized. Gene Ontology annotation, biological process: fatty acid biosynthetic process; secondary metabolite biosynthetic process. The record is from RefSeq and is a predicted model, not a curated record. Bases 1 to 7179 code for a protein of 2392 amino acids. Gene Ontology annotation, molecular function: 3-oxoacyl-[acyl-carrier-protein] synthase activity; oxidoreductase activity; fatty acid synthase activity. NCBI's taxonomy places the organism in Eukaryota, Fungi, Ascomycota, Sordariomycetes, Amphisphaeriales, Sporocadaceae. The transcript has 12 exons.
AUGGCCCCACACAGUACCGUAGACUAUGAGGCAUCUCACCCAAAUGGGUACCACAAUGGCAUCAAUGGCACGAAUGGCGUCAAUGGUGGUUCACCACACGUAACCAAUGGAGUUAAUGGGCAUGCCCAUCCCACAGCAGCUCUGUCACCCGAACCUAUUGCAAUCAUUGGAAUCGGAUGUCGUCUCCCAGGAGGCUGCGACUCUAGCACGACGCUAUGGGACCUCUUAGCGUCUGGGAGGUCCGCCCAAGGUCCAAUUCCAAAUUCCAGAUUCAACGUCGAUGGUUUUUACCAUCCUAAUGUAGAUCGUCCUGGUAGUAUGAACACCACGGGCGGAUACUUCAUUGAUGAAGACAUUCGUGGCUUCGAAAACUCAUUUUUUGGAAUCAAUAACCUAGAGGCCAUGUACAUGGACCCACAGCAAAGAAAACUUCUGGAGGUUGUCUUUGAAUGUCUCGAAAACGCAGGUGUCACAUUGGAGCAGGCUUCUGGGGCAAAUAUUGGCUGCUAUGUCGGAAACUUUGUUACCGACUUCAUCACUAUGCAGCUUAAGGACCCGGAAUACGUCCAUCGCUAUACUGCGACGGGUCUCGGAACGACAAUCCUAGCUAAUCGAAUUAGUCAUGCGUUCAACUUAAAGGGUCCCAGUUUCGUUCUUGACACAGCCUGUUCCUCGUCUCUCUACUGCUUACAUGUGGCCUGCUCAGCCCUUUGGGCUGGAGAGUGUACUUCUGCACUUGUAGCUGGGGCCAAUCUUAUUCAGUCUCCAGAUCAACAUCUGGGUACGAUGAAGGCUGGAGUUUUAUCCAAAACGUCUACUUGCCAUACUUUUGACUCUUCAGCCGAUGGAUACGGUAGAGCAGAAGGCGUCGGAGUUUUAUUAGUUAAAAAACUCAGCGAUGCAAUCAGAGAUGGCGACACAAUUCGCUCCGUUAUACGUGGAACCGCUAUUAACAGCAAUGGAAAAACAAACGGCAUAACACUCCCUAGCGCAGAUGGCCAGGAAGCUGUGAUACGAAAGGCCUACGACCAAGCGGGCCUUGAUUACUAUGGGACUCAAUAUGUUGAGUGCCACGGAACAGGUACUGCUGUUGGAGACCCUAUCGAAGUCGAGGCAUUGUCACGAGUUUUCCAGAGGCCGAAAGGCUCACCACUGCUCAUUGGCUCAGUCAAGACCAACUUGGGCCACAGCGAGGCUGCGAGUGGUAUCUCAAGUAUUAUCAAGGUCACACUUGCUUUGGAGAAGGGUCAAAUCCCACCUACGGUCGGUGUAAAACAGAUCAACCCAAAAAUCAAAACCGAUGAUUGGAAUGUCAAGAUCGUUACUGAGACUGCGGAAUGGCCGUGGAAUAAGCAUGACCCGAGAAGGUCUUUCAGAAGAGCGAGUAUCAACUCAUUCGGUUAUGGAGGUGCCAAUGCACACUGUAUCAUAGAGUCAGCCGAGAUGCACGUUCCGAGAGGCUACAAGAACUCUUCAGAAGCGAUACCGCUAGCCAGGACCACGAUGCUGUUGCCGUUCUCGGCAACAAAUAUUGAGGCGCUUAAGCACAGGGUCACCGAUCUGGCCAAAGUUCUGGACAGCCGUGUCAUCAGUACUGCUGAUGCUGCCUACACUUUGGGAACCAAGCGAUCGCAUCUUCCAGUCCGUGGUUUUCUGCUUGCCGGCCACACUUUACACAAGGAUCUGAGUAUUGAUAACUUACGAUUACCCAUCGAAGGCAAGUCGUACUCAAAGUUUCCUUUGGCAUUUGUCUUCACUGGUCAGGGUGCUCAAUGGGCUCAAAUGGGUUUCGAGCUUAUGGAAGAGUUUCCCAGUUUUCGAAGGAGCAUACAACGGCUAGAUUCGGCCCUCCAAACGCUGCCCCAUGCACCAACAUGGACUCUGCAGGGUGCUAUUCUCGAGCCUGCAGAGACAAGCACGAUCAAUCAAGCUUCGAGAAGUCAACCUGUGUGCACUGCUAUACAGAUCGCCUUGAUCCAACUACUGGCACAAUGGGGCAUUCACCCUUCCACAGUCUUAGGUCAUUCGUCAGGAGAGAUAGCCGCUGCCUAUGCCGCUGGUCAUAUAUCAUCAGAACAGGCGAUCGCGUUUGCUUACUAUCGCGGAUAUGUGGUGGCUAAGAGCAAGAUGGUUGGAGCGAUGAUGGCGGCCGGGUUAGGUCAAGCCGAAGCUACGGCCAAGAUUGAAGAACUUGGCCUAUCUACGAAGAUCAGAGUCGCUUGUGUUAAUUCACCAAGCAGUACUACCAUCAGCGGAGACGUUGAUGGCAUCAACCUGUUCAAGGAGGCUCUGGAUAGCAAUGGUACAUUUGCGAGGCUCCUGAAGACUGACGGCAAAGCAUAUCAUUCUCAUCACAUGACAGUGGUUGGCGAUGAGUACGAAAACCUUUUGGAAUCAGCUAUGCUCCACUUGGAAGACGGACCUUUGUUACGGUCCGAUGUUCGGUUUAUCUCCUCCGUCACUGGCAAUGUGUUUCAUGACUCGUUUGGUCCAGAUUACUGGAGGCGAAACCUUGAGUCGCCUGUCUUGUUCAGCAGCGCAGUUGAGCAGACUAUCAAGAUCGGGUCAUAUCAUAUGGUAGAGAUUGGACCUCACUCUGCACUGGAACUUCCCAUCAAGCAGAUUAGGUCACACUUGAACAUUAAUGAGAGCAAGGCCCAUUAUGGUUCUGUUCUAUCUCGCGGGAAGAACUCCAUCACUACCGUCUUAAAUCUCAUUGGCGAUUUAUAUCUCCAUGGACACGAGAUUUCGUUCAAGUCAGUGAACUUUAUCGACUCGUCUAUCCCGAAACGUAAAGUAUCGGGAUAUCAAGGUACCUUCCUUAACGACCUGCCCAAUUACCGGUGGAAUUACGACGAUGUGGUUUUCAACGAGCCUCGAGCCAGUGUUGAGUGGAGGACCCGCAAGCACAAGAGACAUGACCUCCUUGGAUCUAUGGUUCUGGGCGACGGUGGUCUUAUCAAGACAUGGCGAAACAUCCUGAAAUCGAAGGAUGUCCCAUGGAUUGAGGGGCAUAAGCUGGAUCAUACUACAGUUUUUCCUGCUGCGGGAUAUAUAGCCAUGGCCAUCGAGGCUAUAUCCCAAAUAACGCAAAACACGUCUCCGAGCAAGCCAGGCUUCAUAAUUCGCGAUGUUAAAAUCUUGAAGGCAUUUCCAUUGCCACAGGAGGAAAACAGUCCCGGCACAGAGCUUUUUACUACUCUCCACCCUGUUGAGUCAGAGACCGGGACAUGGCAUCAAUUCACUAUUAGUACGUUCGAUCUAGGUCAAGCGACUAUCCAUUCAAGUGGCCUAAUUAAGCUCGACGAGGCAACAACAUCGAUCAAGCGGAGCCUAGGAGUCGACGAGAAACUCAUGGAGCCCUCCGCCCCUCGAACCUGGUACAAGAGAUUCACCAAAGCCGGACUCAACUACCAAGACAAGUUCCAAUGUCUCACAGAGAUCCAGUGCCAUGGGAAGAGAGAGUUGAUGCACACGCACGCCAAGACAGGCUUGCUCCAAGGGGGUGGCGAAGGCCUGACGUCGGAGUCAGACUAUGUUAUUCACCCUGUCACUAUUGAUGGACUUCUCCAAGCUGGAAUCAUUGCCAGCACUGCCGGUCAGGUCAAUAAACUCGACGCCAAAGUCCCAGUUCAGAUCGAGCAGAUCAGGAUACACAGCCCGACAGUCCGUAGUGGAGAAACAAUGAGUGUCGACGCAAUCUCAGUCCCUAUGGGGUUUGGAACUAUCAAGAUCUCAGCUGAGCUCUACAAUGACGUCGGCCAAGUUUUCAUGCAGAUUGAUCAGUGCCGUGCGGUUGUCUACAAUAGUGGUACGCAGCAAGCUCCUGAAGAUGAAAGACACCCUAUGCUUCGGGUGCUGUGGAAACCGGAUAUCACAACCUUUGCGAGUGAAGAUCAAAUCACCUUCUCGAAUUUUAUCCAGAAGUUUGCUUCCACUUUUAAAGUGCAGGGUGGGCAGCCAGGCGAGAUUGGUAUCGCCGCUGCCUUAGAUCUAAUCUGCCACAAAGAUCCCAAGUUGCACGUCCUUAACCUUUGGCCCGAAGCUGAUGACUUCCUCACUGAGCUUUUGCGAUUGGAAACUCCAUUCCGAAGGAGCAAAGGCUACACUAGUGGGUUUAUCAAUGAAGAGGGAGAGGUAUUUUCACAGGUAGCACCCUCUUCUGGAGAGGCAGUGAAACCACUCCCGAUCCCCAAGGAUCAAGCCUUCAACGUCAUAAUAAUCUCAACGGCUCCACGCCCUUUCGACAAGGUCGUGUCCUUGCUUGCUGAUAAAGGCACUAUCCUUUUGAAUGGCACUGUUCCUGAGUCUGAACGUUUUGGAGGCCGAAAGUUUACAACACUUCAAUCUCAAAAUGUAGCUGACCAAAACGUCACAUUGGUGCAGCUUCAAGAAGAGUCGAGUAGCACGACUAAUGACUCCGAAAGAGACGUUUUCUUGGUUGAACGCGAUCCAGAUCAUGAGCUGAACACGCAACUUGCUCUUGACGUAUCUCGAUACACCGGGCGUCCAGUUCACCGCAUUUCUCUGGACAAGGUAACUCCAGCGGCCCUUGGACCUCGGGCCACCGUGAUAGCCACGGUUGAAUUACAAGAAGCCCUCCUCUCCAAUAUGAGCAGCGAGGAGAUGGCCCUCGUCAAAAACCUGACGGAUAAUGCAUCCGUUCUUAUUUGGCUCACUGGCGGCGGGCUCUUCGCGGGUGCCAAGCCAGAAUUUGCUGUCGUAUAUGGAUUAAGCCGGGCCCUGAUGCUUGAGCAGCCAUCGUUGCGGUUCUUCACCAUCGAUGUUGAUCCGAAGAAUAUCGACCUGAAGUCAACAGGCAGGAACGUCGUCAAGGUCUUACAACAAGUUUUGGAAAGUCCAGCCCCAGACUUCGAGUUUAUACAAGAUUCCGGAGCACUACACAUCAGUCGUUUUGUACCAGAUGAGACAUCGAAUCGAACUUUCCGAAGGAAACAAGGUCUCGAGAGCCUUCAUGCACCCCUAGCUGAAGUAAAACCGGGCAAUUUCAUCAUUGGAGCUCCUGGUCAACUCGACUCUAUUCUCUUUGAGAGUGAGCAACGUGACGAGGGAGAUCUCCCAUCCGGCCACGUUAAAGUAGAUGUCAAGGCCGUCGGAUUGACACCUCAGGAUUUGGACGUCUUCACUGGUGACUCUAAAGUGGCUGGAACGUCUAGCUCAUCUCAGUUCACUGGCGUUGUUACUGCCAUUGGAACAAAUGUUACUAGUUUGGCGCCCGGCGAUCGCGUUGUGGUCCUGGCCCCGGGGCGUUUCGCAACAACUGAGCAAGUGCCAGACUGGGCGUGUCAAAAGCUUGUAGAAGGUGAAGAUCUUACGAUCGUGUCAAGCAUCCCCGUUCCAUUUAUCACCGCUUUAUAUGCGAUUCACCACCAAGCACAUCUAGAAAAUGGAGACUCUGUUCUCAUCUCUUGCGGCACAGAAUUGGCGGGUGUGAUUGCAAUUCGUAUCGCACAGAAGGUCGGUGCUGAAGUCUUCGUUGUUGCUCCUGAAAACUUGAAGGCAGACCUGGUCAGCCUACAUGGGCUGUCACCCGACAACGUCUUCGAAACUGGGGACGCUGCCGUUCUUGAGAAGGUACUCCGCAAGACAGACGGCAAUGGCGUUGAUGCAGUCCUAGAUUUCAAUUCUCGGCAGCCUUUCCCAGACAGUUUGACUUUAUCCGCUGGAUUUGGCCGCCUGGUACGAAUUGGGCAGAAGGCUAAUACGAGCAACUUGUCUGCCACCUCCAAUGCAAGUCACAAGAACGUCGCAAUCUUCAAUCUAGAUAUAGCAUACCUUCUUGGCAUUAAGUCUUCCGCAGGAAGAAAAGUCCUCCAAAGGCUAUUUGCAGACGCCAUCGCCCUAUACCGCGAAGAUAACUUGCACCUCGAUGAGAACUUACAAAUCUUCAAUGUUGACCGAGUAGCGGACGCGUUCCGUAGUGUUGCAUCCAAAUCUGCCGGUGGCGUGGUAGUGUCGUUCCAGGUCGAAACAUCGGUAGUCAAGACGAUCCCCCUCAAGUACACCACCAACCUCAGCCCCGACAAGGUAUACAUCAUGGUCGGUUGUCUUGGUGGCCUCGGUCGAAGCAUCAGUAAGUGGAUGGUCAAGCGAGGCGCUAGAAAGUUCGUUUUCAUGGGCCGCACCGGCACAGAUCGAGCCCCGGCCCGACGACUAGUCGAUGACUUGAGCCGCUCUGGUGCGAAGGUGACUGUCAUUCGUGGCGACGUAGUCAAUUACGCAGACGUUGAUAAAGCCAUCAAGGCUGCGGACGGCCCUAUAGGUGGUGUCAUUCAGGCUGCAAUGGGACUUGAUGAGGCUCUAUUUACGACCAUGUCAAGUGAAUACUGGCACACAGGUCUGGCACCGAAGCUAACUGGUACUUGGAACCUACACAACGCCCUUCAUGGCCAAGAGUCCGAAUUAGACUUCUUCUUGAUGACGUCCUCAGUCUCUGGCAGCGUCGGCACAGCAACAGAGGGCAACUACUGCAGUGCCAAUUACUUCCUUGAUGUCUUUGCCCGUUACCGUCGCCAUCUUGGUUUGUCUGCUAUUUCCGUCGGGUUGGGGAUGAUCUCCGAGGUCGGCUACCUACACGAGAACCCAGAAAUCGAAGCCCUUCUCAUCCGGAAAGGUAUCCAGGCCAUCAACGAAGACGAGAUGCUGCAGAUAAUUGAUGUCUCUAUCUCAUCUAAGUGGACUCCAUUGGACGACUAUGACUCGUUGGCCCAUGCUCACGUCCUCACUGGCUUGGAGCCACUAGGGCUCAAGGAGCUGCGGGCAAAGGGUUUCGAGGGUACCAGUCCCGUCAUGGGCGACCCACGUGCAUCUCUCCUUUCUGCUGCUAUUGAUGACCAGGAUGACGGAUCCAACAACGCUGCCAACAGUGGAUUGCCGGCAGAAGUAGCUCAAGCACUGGAAUCUGGAGAGUCCCUUGAAAACGCCGUGCUCAAGGCUCUAGGCAAGAAGUUCUCGAACCUUGUUCUUGUGGCCGCGGAUAAGUUGGAUACUACCAAGCCGAUUAACGACAUCGGAGUUGAUAGUAUGCUGGCUGCCGAGUUCCGAGGGUGGUUAUUCCAGAUUUUCCAAGUGGAUGUUCCUUUCUUGACCUUACUCUCGAACACUACCACACUGCUCUCACUUGCAGAACUAGUGACUAAAAGUAUAGAGACGGCUUGA